AAUCAGAUCAAAGAUGGCGGACAAGGAGGAUAAGAAGAAAAGCAACAUAAUGCGGGAGCUCCGCAUCCGCAAGCUCUGUCUGAAUAUCUGUGUGGGAGAGUCUGGCGAUAGGCUCACCCGUGCUGCCAAGGUGUUGGAGCAGCUCACUGGACAGACACCCGUCUUCUCCAAAGCUCGUUACACUGUGAGGUCAUUCGGCAUCCGAAGGAACGAGAAGAUUGCUGUUCACUGCACUGUCCGAGGGGCCAAGGCUGAGGAGAUUCUUGAGCGUGGUCUGAAGGUGCGUGAGUACGAGUUGAGGAAAGGCAACUUCUCCGACACCGGCAACUUUGGUUACGGUAUCCAGGAACACAUUGAUCUUGGUAUCAAAUACGAUCCCAGCAUCGGGAUCUAUGGUAUGGAUUUCUUCGUCGUCCUUGGUCGCCCAGGAUUCAACGUCGCGCACAAGAGGCGAAAGAGGGGAAAGGUUGGAUAUAAACACAAGAUUACGAAGGACGAAUCGAUGAAAUGGUUCCAGCAAAAAUACGAUGGUAUCAUCCUUCCUGGGAAAUAGAAGCUGUGUUUAUAUGUAAAUUAUACCAACUGAAAAAAAUAAAUGAAAAAAACUGCA
Lineus longissimus is the source of this 610-nucleotide messenger RNA. Its product is annotated as large ribosomal subunit protein uL5. The transcript has 5 exons. Gene Ontology annotation, molecular function: RNA binding; structural constituent of ribosome. Gene Ontology annotation, biological process: translation. Lineage: Eukaryota; Metazoa; Nemertea; Pilidiophora; Heteronemertea; Lineidae. Gene Ontology annotation, cellular component: cytosolic large ribosomal subunit; ribosome. The coding region runs from base 14 to 553 and encodes 179 amino acids. The record is from RefSeq and is a predicted model, not a curated record.